This is a messenger RNA of Etheostoma spectabile (orangethroat darter), 1844 nucleotides long. RefSeq names its product protein FAM169B. The transcript has 9 exons. NCBI's taxonomy places the organism in Eukaryota, Metazoa, Chordata, Actinopteri, Perciformes, Percidae. The record is from RefSeq and is a predicted model, not a curated record. Bases 447 to 1469 code for a protein of 340 amino acids.
CAGUCUUAAAGGAAGUUCCCUGCUUUCCCUCUGAGAGGCCAUGUACCCCGUAGACCUUCCAGAUGUGGACGACACCGGCCGCACAUCAGCAGCUGAAAAGUAUCUCUCCUCUUUAGAGUCAGGACCUUGUAAUAAGGAGUGGUUUCAGUUAUCACAGACGUUGAAGGAAUGCGGUGUGGACUAGCCAGACCUCCUCCGCAGUGCUGUGGAAGAAGGUCUGAACAUGUGAGAUUCCAGGUCAGGGAGGGUGGAGUCUUAGAUCGCCAGACCUUCCUCCACAGAGCUUUGGUGCUAAGCUCCGGACGGAGCUUCCGGAUUUAGAACGCCAACACAAAGAAAGCGGAAGGUGACGGACAUCCGGCUGGAAAGAGUGAUGGAAUUUCCGGCGGCACCUGAACAAUCCCCGAAGUGGAACGUCGUGGAUACAGACGAGGAGCGUUACAUGAAUGCAUGAAGCCGUCUUCCUGUGUGCUCAGGUAGCGAUCACAGCUGACAGUGUGAGGCGGGUGCAGCUGUUUGAACAUAACCAACCCGACUGGUCACUGCUGGCGCUUUACUCUCCAGAUGACCCAACACAAGUGGUGGCUUUAUACCUGCAUGAGAAGUGGUGGUGUGUGGAGGACGUCUUACGAACCUCCAGCAAGUCCAGAAGUGGCUUGAUUACGGUGCAGUCGAUCACGGAGCGGGUGAUAGUGUUCCUGCUCAGUCAGGUAGUGGAGAGGUCCUCGCAGGAGAAGGUCUUGUUCUCCCUGCACCCCCCCACAGAGAGCUGCAAACUGCUGUGGAGGGACAGCCAGGCGGUCGGCUUCUACACCGUCAAACACAAAGGCAGCCUGUGUGAAGCCUGGAGCAGCCGCUGCUACCUGCUGCCCGCCCUGGACACCGUGCUGGUGAGGAGGAGCUGGAGGAGGAGAGGCCUGGGGCUUCAGAUGCUGGAAGAUUACUGCUCCUCCUUCUACACAGAGACGUGUCUGGGAAUCAGCUCUCCAUUAUCCCCCAGCAUGGCAGCAGUGUGCCGGAGCUUUCUGCAGCAGCACAAGGAACAUCUGGAGCAGCUGUAUGAGGUGGAGGCUCCAGGGGACUGGACCCAGCGCCGGAACAUCUGGCUCGGCAUCCAGCUGGGCCGCUACUCCCUCGGUGAUGGUGAGGAGAAUAGUCCAACAUCAGGAGAAAUGCAGAAGAAUGAAGGCGACGACUCCUCUCAGAAGACCUCCAGUCGUUCUGUGGACCCGACCUCAGCCAGCACCUGUAAUGUGAGCAUCCCACUGGUAAUAGACUCUCCCUGUGAUCCAAGCCGAGGACGAAGCUCCCCGAGCAGGGAGAUCUCUGGAACAGGAUGUCCUGCAGCCCACGCUGAUGGUCUGCACCCUGGAUCCCCCAGCAGACCACCACAGGCCGGGCCCUCUCUAUCUGCAGAGCCACGCAGAGAGAAAACACCGAGACGUGCCAAACGGGUCAGAAGGUCAUGAGGAAACGGACACAGCACAAACUGUUCAUUCUGAUUAGGGGAUGCUCAUUCUUAGUGGUUCUCAACCUUAUAAAAUAAUGUUUUAACAUUACUGUUGUCUUCCCGUCGACCAUGCAACUUUUUAUUUCUGGGUCAGACUUUUUUCUUUAAAUUUUUGAAGCUUUUCCCAACGUUUUUAUCAUCAGUUUUUUGUCACUUCUUCCAAUAUUUUUGUCGAGAUUUUGCCGGGUUUUUUUGCCAUUUCCUUUAAGCUUUUUUCAACAUUCUUUUAUCAUUUUCUUUUCAAAUGCUAUAAAAUUGAAUAAAACACCCAGAAUCAAUGACUGUAGUGAACUGAUCAUUUAAUCUACUUGUGAAGAGUGUUGUAGGGAACAAG